CAGUCAGUCACACACACACACACACACACUUUCUCACUGUAAGUGUCAGAGAUCCGCGGCGGUAGACCCGGUCCGGUCCGGUGUGUGACGUCAUGUCUGUGACUGAGAUGUACGCAUUCGCGCGGCCGUUGAAGCUGCUCGCGCUGGUUUGCGUGCUCCUCGCGCUGUGUCUGGACGUCGCGGCGCUCGUGAGUCCCGCCUGGGUGACGGCGGAGGGGCACGCGCUGUCUCUGUGGGUGUCCUGCACCGACACCGGGGCCGCGUGGACCUGCGCGUCAUCCCUCACUUCCGAUUGGCAGAUCGCGACGCUGGUGCUAAUGUUAGCCGGAGCGUCGAUUACACUGCUGUCGUUUCUCGUGAUGGUGAUUUCAUUCUGCAGGGGAACAAACAGGAAGCACUACCGCACCGUCGCCAUGUGUCUCUUCGCAGCAGUGGUGCUCCAGAUGUGCGCGCUCGUUCUCUACCCCAUUAAGUUCAUGGAGUUCAGGACGCUGCAGACGUACCACGAGUUUAAUUGGGGUUACGGACUCGGAUGGGGAGCGACCAUCUUCAUGCUGGGCGGGGGGAUCCUGCUCUGCCUCCGGACCGACGUGUAUGAAGAUGGAAUGUACUGAAGCCUUAACACACACACACACACACACGCACACACACACACACACACACACAGUGAGCUGUACUGAAGAUGAUUGGUCUGUAUGAUCCCCAUAAGAGGUUACAUACGAACAUGCUGCUCCAUAAUUUUUGUUUUACUUUGACCCUUGACCUUUACUGCAGCUAACAUUAGCACAGAACUACAUUAGCAUAGCUGGUUAGCUCAGCUGACAUCUUUGGGGUUAGUAUAUUCUGCAGUAAAUAAAAGUGUGAUCUAAGCCCCGCCCCAUCCCACUCAAGCCCCGCCCACGUUACACCGAACCCUGUUUCAUGUGACAGAUGAAUUCUAAGGAGACGCUCUCCACAUGGACUCUGAUCCCUUUACAGACGCGUGUUAUACAGAGAUAUAGAGAUAUAUUUACUUUUAUUACUUUAUUUCUUGUUAUAUAUCAUUAGAGAGAAACUAUCCUUUAUACAGUUUAUACACACACACACACACACACACACACACACAAUGUACAGAUAAAGCUGAAGUAUAUAUUUUGUGUUUUGAUGUCUGAUCAUAGGCAGGUUUUUUUCUUUGAUGUGUUUUAGGGGAGGAGUUACACACCAUACAAGUCUUAUUUAAUUUUUGCAUUUUAUUAAGAAAAAAAAACAAUAAACACAAACGCUGCUGAUAAUAAACACAACAUUGUGUUUAUUGUUUGAACAAA
This is a messenger RNA of Clarias gariepinus (North African catfish), 1304 nucleotides long. Its product is annotated as transmembrane protein 47-like. Gene Ontology annotation, cellular component: membrane; cell-cell junction. The coding region runs from base 93 to 614 and encodes 173 amino acids. Lineage: Eukaryota; Metazoa; Chordata; Actinopteri; Siluriformes; Clariidae. The transcript is spliced from 3 exons. Gene Ontology annotation, biological process: cell-cell adhesion. The record is from RefSeq and is a predicted model, not a curated record.